Molecule: messenger RNA, 1009 nt
Organism: Hibiscus syriacus
Lineage: Eukaryota; Viridiplantae; Streptophyta; Magnoliopsida; Malvales; Malvaceae
Exons: 7
Coding region: 1-939 (312 amino acids)
Cellular component (GO): endoplasmic reticulum lumen
Molecular function (GO): oxidoreductase activity
Source: RefSeq, a predicted model, not a curated record
AUGCCACCUACCCCGCAGGUGGUUAUCUCACAUGGAAUCUUACCUGAACUUCAAGGGGACUCGUCCGCUAGAAAAAUGAAGGCCUCCUCUACUGUAAGGGUACAGACUUCUAACCCUGAGAAUAAUCUGGGUGAUUGCCAUAUACCGAAUUUAGACGAAGAAAACAAGAGUAUUGCAUCACCUGUGCUGGGUAAUAUUCUCCGGAUAUUGAAAGUAAAGCAUGGCAUGAGAUACAUCAAAAUCCCUGGAGUGCCUCAUGGAGCUGUCUAUGCGUUUAUUCGUUUUUUAUACUCAUCUUGCUAUGAAGAGGAGGAGCUGAAAAAGUUUGUUCUCCAUCUGUUAGUCUUGUCACAUUCCUAUUCGAUUCCGUCACUGAGAAGAGUUUGUAUUUGCUCACUGGAGCAAGUUGGGAACAUCUUAACUGCAGUGGUUAUAUGUGAACCAUUUGGAGCAUUUGAGUUGAUAUCUGAUUGCAAGAAAUGCUGCACUGAAGGCUCGGAUGAUUCUACAAGUAAGAAAAAAGCUGCUAAAUUCUUGAUAUUUGUCGUUCCCUUGUUCUCCAUCACAUUUUUUGUUUUCAGUGGGAAUACAAGUUGUUUCUUAAAUUUGGUAUCACAUGCUGCGUUUCCCCCCCUCUUUUCCCUAAUAUCUAAAGUUGCAUCUAUAUUUGUGCAAUUGCAGAUUACGUAUUCAGGCGCAAUACUGGAAGUAUGCAUGAGGAAACUAGUAUUCUAUCCGGAGAUUGUUGGAUUCAUCGAAGAAGAGAAAGACAAAUUCCCGACGGUUAAAAUUCAAUAUCUUUUCAAUUCUCCACCCAAGUUGAUCAUGUUGGAUGAUGACGGACAACAUAAGGAAACUACAAGAAUCGACAAUUGGAAACGGGAACACAUACUGCAAUUCCUGCAGAAGAAAGUUCAACCCAAAUCCGCAAGCUCGUAGACUUUUGUUCACAUUCCCAGUUAUUGUAAGAGAAAGGAAAACCUAAUUCAGCAUGAUUGAAUGAUUUCUU